ACCGUUUAAACCUCCCACUCAGCAUCCGCAGCGCUGAGGAUGAGAGAGUUUAGGACUUCUUCCGCUUUUUGAAUACAUCGCGGUCCACGCAGACCGUCGCGAGACUCACGGUCCUUCUUUGGCUACGCGCUGAGCGGAGCGAGGGCGGCCGGUGAUCGGUGUGUAACGUGUCUAUGGGUGUUGACGUGAUGUCUCCUCCUCUGAGGAACCUCAAGUGCUUUUCUCCAGUGAUGUGCCAGUGCAAACUUAUAUGUAGCAACCGGACGCUUUCGCUUAUGUUUGGCUGUAAGAAAUAUCGAUAUCAGGAUGAAGAGACUCCGCCCUUGGAGCAUAGCCCCGCCCAUCUGGCUCACAGUAAAAGUGCUGAGAUGCUUCACAUGAGUGAUAAGAAUCUGGCUGCCAUGGAUUCCAUGCACAGUUACGCCCCCCACACACACAUCUCACCAAUAAAGCCAGUGUUGCUAUCCUCUGGUCAAACCCCUCUGUACACCUCUGCAGUCUCCACACUGGCGAACUCUCCACCUGUAGUGGUAAAUACAGAUACAUUGGAUGGCUCACCUUAUGUGAAUGGAGCAGAAGGAGAGAUUGAAUAUGAAGAGAUUACUUUGGAAAGGGGUAACUCUGGUCUGGGCUUCAGUAUUGCUGGAGGUACUGAUAAUCCACAUGUAGGAGAUGAUCCCAGCAUAUUCAUAACCAAGAUCAUUCCAGGAGGAGCUGCAGCACAGGACGGGAGACUCAGAGUAAAUGAUAGUAUUCUGUUUGUGAAUGACGUUGAUGUUCGGGAAGUGACCCACAGUCAGGCGGUGGAGGCCCUUAAAGAGGCGGGCGCAAUCGUCAGACUUUAUGUAUUACGCAGAAAACCUAUCGCUGAGAAAGUCACUGAAAUGAAGCUCAUCAAAGGGCCAAAAGGGCUAGGGUUUAGUAUAGCGGGCGGUGUCGGUAACCAGCACAUUCCCGGAGACAACAGCAUUUAUGUCACAAAGAUUAUAGAAGGAGGGGCUGCGCAUAAGGACGGACGACUACAGAUUGGUGAUAAGAUACUGGCGGUGAACAAUGUGUGUUUAGAAGAUGUGAUGCAUGAGGAUGCAGUGGGGGCCCUGAAGAACACAGCAGAGGUGGUCUAUCUCAGAGUGGCAAAGCCAAAUAACCUGUACCUUACCAACAACUACAACCCUCCAGACCUCACAAGCACGUACUCUCCGCAGCUGGACAUGGAUCUUGGACAUCCAAACUUCCUUGGUUCAGAUUACCCACAAGCCCUCACUCCCACCUCACCAAGCCGCUUUUCUCCUGUGCUGCAUGGCAUGCUGGGAGAUGAUGACUUACCCAGGGACCCGAGGCGUGUUGUGAUCCACAGAGGAUCAACGGGUUUGGGCUUUAAUAUAGUUGGAGGGGAGGAUGGUGAGGGAAUCUUCAUCUCUUUCAUCCUGGCAGGGGGCCCUGCGGAUCUGAGCGGAGAACUCCGCAAGGGAGAUCAGAUUCUGAGUGUGAAUGGUGUGGAUUUGCGAGCAGCUACGCAUGAACAAGCAGCGGCUGCUUUAAAGAAUGCUGGGCAAACGGUCACCAUCAUCGCCCAGUAUAGACCAGAAGAGUACAGUCGAUUUGAGGCAAAGAUUCAUGACCUGAGAGAGCAGUUAAUGAACAGCAGUAUGGGCUCUGGAACCACAACCUUACGUAGUAACCCAAAAAGAGGAUUCUAUAUCAGGGCUCUGUUUGACUAUGAUAAGACAGCAGACUGUGGUUUCUUGAGUCAGGCUGUGGGCUUCAGGUUUGGAGAUGUGCUGCAUGUUCUGGACUGUGGAGAUGAGGAGUGGUGGCAGGCCUGCAGAGUCAGCCCACAGGGCGAUGAGGAGGAGGUCGGCUUCAUUCCAAGCAAGAGAAGGGUUGAGAGAAAAGAGUGGUCGCGGUUGAAGUCAAAAGAAAGGGACCGAAGUCGAGACAGUACAGGCUCACUGGCAAGGGAAGAUCCAGUGCACAGUUAUGAGACAGUUGCGCAAGUGGAAGUGCACUACGCGAGGCCAAUCAUUAUUCUGGGUCCAGUGAAGGACAGAGUGAAUGAUGACCUUCUCUCUGAGUUCCCAGAUAAAUUCGGCUCUUGUGUGCCUCAUACGACACGACCCAAGCGGGAGUAUGAGGUGGAUGGGCGGGACUAUCACUUUGUGUCGUCACGGGAACAGAUGGAGAAAGACAUUCAGAACCAUCGAUUCAUUGAAGCGGGCCAGUACAACAGCCACCUGUAUGGAACCAGCGUUCAGAGCGUCCGAGAGGUGGCUGAACAGCAGGGAAAGCACUGUAUUCUGGAUGUGUCCGCAAAUGCUGUUCGAAGGCUACAGGCUGCACAGCUCCACCCAAUUGCCAUCUUCGUACGGCCCAAAUCACUGGAGAACGUCCUCGAGAUAAACACACGUCUAACUGAGGAACAGGCCAGGAAAGGCAUGGACCGCGCUAUUAAACUGGAGCAAGAUUUCAUGGAGUGCUUCUCUGGUAAGACUGUUCCAUACACUGCCCUCUUGUGUGCUGGAGGAAAACUGACACAUUUACUAAUUACAGGGCCAGCAUGGAAUCUGUGUACUUUUUCGCCUUUUCUGUGCUGACUGUGUAGGAAAAUCUUCUGAAUUGACUUUAAAAUGGAUAUUGUAGAUGUGUUAAACUGAGCUGAGAUUACUACACUUUUAGGCCUUUCCCACUACACUUAAACUAAAGUUAAGAUGGUUAAAAGUGUUCACAGUUUCUUUCAUUUGAAAGAGGGUUAGCACCUCGUUUCACCUUAGUUAUACACAAAUGUCUUAAUGUUAAUUUGUUGUUAAUUUAACUUUAUUUACUUAAAUAGGUAUGGCACACGAAUAAGAUUUAACAACUAAUAGCAUGUUGUUUCAACUUUGAUAUUAUUGUUUCAACUUAAUUUAAUAGGCUCAAAAGAAAAUAAUGACUGAGGUCAGUCAUUUAACAGUGGAUUGCCCAUAGAAGUGCAGAGAAAGCUUCACUUCAGCUACACAAAUUCACAUAUGAAAGGAAAAAUUACAUGGAUUGAACAGGAUCUGACUUCACCAAAGGGAACACUAAUCACCCUAAUGGUGGCUUUACACAAAACAACAUCAAUAAUACAAAAAGAGCUAAAAUCUCAAUGAAUUCAUAAUAACAACCAAUUAAAUGCCUUUUGACCAAACAAAUGUGCUUAAAUUGUUCAAGUGCAAGGGCUUACAGGUAUUCCACACAACCUCAGUUCUGAACUUGAUCGCUUAAAUCUUAAUUUUAUGGAUUUUUAAGCCAAAGAAGUUCUAGGAAUUCACAGUUAUUCUUUUACUGUAUGUAUCACUCUAAGUUCACCUUAUAAUUAAUAGGUUGUGUUGUACACAUUUACGUGAAUUAAGUAAUGCUAAAAAUGUAAUACAUUUCUGAGUAGAAGCUAUUUAUUUUCUAGCAUUAUGGUUGUUGAGCCAACGAUUAAACCCAGAAUAUUCAUUUAAAGUUAUAUUUAUUUAAAUGUAUUUUCUGUAAAUACUAAUUGCAUUUUUUUGUUGCUCUCUCCCUGUAUCACAGCGACUGUGGAGGGUGACAGUUUUGAGGAGGUUUAUCACAAAGUGAAAACUGUGAUUGAGGAGCAGUCAUGGCCUUAUAUCUGGAUUCCCACCAGGGAGCGUCUGUGAGUGCCAACCCAGAGCCGAACCACCUUAUCCAGUCACCAUUUGGCCUACCUGCCCUGGACUGUGGAGCUCUGACUUGAAGGGCUCACGAAAACGGACAGAGAGAGAGAGAGGGAGAGAGAGAGAGAGUGAGAGAGAGAGGGAGAAAUUAAAAGAGAGGAAGAAAUCAAGGAGGCAACAGGAAAUGAUGGCGUGGAACAGCAUAGGAGCUGCACCUGCCUCCAGUUUCCUCAUCCAGCUUUGUAACUUCCUGUUUCUGCUUUUCACUUCCUAUCUCAGUCUUUCUCUCAGUACUUUUCUCUUUCUCUCUCAAUAACAUCCUCUUCCACAGGAUUAGUGAGCUGUUUUUAUGAACAGGGAUGCUACAAAGAAAUUUUGUAUAUUCAGAUUCCCUCUCUCUCUCUCCGAAUGAGAGACAAAUCGAGAGGGAAGAGCGACCACCUUGGCUUUUACUGGAAUGAGACAUUCAAGAGCAAUUCCUAAUUAAAGGAGCUUGUUUUACAAUCCUAAUGGUGAAUUGAACUGAAUGGAAUGAAAGUAUAUUUAUCAGUAUUAAUAAUGCUCUGAAAAUAUUCAAUAUCAAAGAUGUUACAACUCAGAGACUGACAUUUACUCAGUCACCCAGUUAUCAGUAUUAAGGGUGUUUCAUUUCUUUUAGUCAUUUGAUGCGAAGAAGAGCUUGAUUUGUGCUCCUUGACAUCCAAGAAGGACCGAGUUGACAAAACAAGAUGUUUGUCCUUCGAAUGUUCCCCAUAAAGCUGAAGUGUGCAAUUUUUUUUUCGAUGUUAAAAUACUUUCUCCUAUCACAUCUUAAUAUGCAGAGAUAACUAUGAGUUAUGAAUUUGUAGGUUGAUUUCCCCCAAAAGUGUAAACUUUCCAAAAAUUGCUCUGUUUGUUUGAGCAUCCUGAUCAGCCCCCAACAGCAACAGUGUUUCAACCAAUGAUGUGAGUUUGGGGCGGGACUGUCUGCUUGUUUGACCAAUGGCAGACAUGGGGAAUUUUCGGGAAAACUGUUUGAAAUAUUAUUUUUGCUAUUUCUUUUGGUGACUCCAGCGGUGCAGAAAUUACACACUUCACUUUUACAUUUUGCAGCUAUAUCAUCACAGUGAAUGGAAAAAAAGGAAGGGUUUAGAUGACAGUGGAGAAAAUGCAGACAGUGAAUUUCAUUCUGUACAUCAAGGAAAAUCCACUAGCUUCAUAUAUUCGGAUUUAUGUUUUCUUUGAUUUUCUUGUGCUCACAUGUAAACAUGCCCAUUUAGACAUGUGCAAACAGACAUUUUUUGCCUUCUUUUAUCUGGGACUUCUUGCAAUAGCCCUAUUGAUGUUUUCCUUUUAAAUGAAAUUAAUUCGCUCGGUUGGAUUUGUUCCCUGAGCGUGCCGCUCUCAAACAUAAUGACUCCAGGCUGCUCUUUAAUGUGCAAUAUCAGGAUCCUCGGCAUGUGUUCUUCCAUAAUCUACUCAUAAUGGAACCAGUUUCUGCCAUGCUUAUAUCAUGAAGUCAUUGGUAAAUUAUCAAAAAGCUUCAAACAUCAAAUAUUUGGUCAUUUUUACAUACGUAUUGUUGGAUUUCAGUUCAGUUCUCAUUGGCAUUUGUGCUGAUUGGCUAAGUUCACACCGCAAGCGAAGUGCCCAAAAUUUGAAUUGGGCAAUACCCUGGCAAUGAUAUAUUAUAUUUAUUAUAAUUUAUUGCAUAGGGUUACCAACUGUCCCGUAUUUUGGAAAAAGUUAAGACGUCCCGUAGGGGACGCGGAUUGUCCCGUAUUUUAUUGGCGAAGCAAUCAAGAUGGUCAGUCGGUGAAAAGUCCCGUUUUCAACAUUUUAAGCACCUAAAUGUUUGACAUAAUCGGAUGGCGAAACAUUCUGUAUUGAAUGCAUCUGUUUAGUAAUGAAGUUUAACACACUGCCAUCACAUAGGGUUGCCAACUGUCCCGUAUUUUGGCAAAAGUGAAGACGUCCCGUAGGGGAUACCGAUUAUCCCAUAUUUAAAUGGUGAAACAAUCAAGAUGGUCAGUCAGCAAAAGUUCCUGUAUUGAACACAUCUGUAUAGUAAUGAGGUAUAACACCCCGUCGUUGCGUAGGGUUGCCAACCAUCCCGUAUUUUGGCCAAAAUGAAGAUGUCCUGUAUUUAAGCGGUGAAACGCUUGACACGGUCGGAGGUGAAACGUCUUGUAUUGAAGGCAUCUGUGUAGCAAUGAAGUAUAACACCUGCCAUCGCAUGAGGCUGCCAACUGUCCUGUAUUUUGGUUGAAGUAAAGACAUCCCCUAUGGGACGCCUAUUGUCCUGUAUACAGAUUGUGGAAUGCUCUAGUUGGUCAGUCGGCAAAAGGUCCUGUAUUGAACAUAUCUGUAUAGUAAUGAGAUGUAACACACUGCCGUCGUGUAGGGUUGCAACUGUCCCAUAUUUUGGCCUAAAUGAAGACGUCCUGUAUCGGACAAUUAGUGUCUAGUGUUUAAGCAGUGAAGUAUUUUUAAGUGUCCCGUAUUUAAGUAAUGAAGUACAACACCCUGCCGACUGAAGUAAAGACGUCCCAUGCGGACGCCUAUUGACCCAUAUUUAAUUGGCGAAACGAUCAAGAUGGUCAGACAGCGAAACGUCCAAUAUUGAAGGCAUCUGUAUAGUAAAAUGGUUUAACACCCCACCAUUGUGUAGGGUUGGCAACUGUCCUGUAUUAGCUGGGACGUCCUGUAUUUUGGCUGAAAUGAAAACAUCCCGUACGGGACGCCUUUUAUCCUGUAUUUAAACAGAGAAACACUCAAGGCUGUCUGGCGGUGAAACGUCCCACAUUGAAGGCAUCUGUAUAGCAAUAAUAUAUAACACCCCACCGUCACGUAAGGUUUCUAACUGUCCUGUAUUUUGGCUGAAAUGAAGAGGUCCCAUGUGGGAUGCCUAUUGUCCCAUAUUUAAUAACAUUUGGGCCACAUUUAUCUGCGGUGUGAUCGUAGCCUUAAUGACCAUUCAUUCAGCACAUCUAUAAACUCUGCACACACAUUUACAUACACACACACGUACUAUCAGGAAAAUGUUGCGUUUUACACUGGUUUUAUGCUGUAUAUCAGAUUAUAAUUGACUAUUGUAAUGGAAUUGUAGAUGCAUCUCAACAUCCAAUCAGUAGACAUCAGUUACAUUGCACCAGUUUAUUGCCGUUUUGAUUACUUUGCCAUCAAAAAGGUGAAGAGGAGCUGGUCUUGAAGCUGUUGUUUUAUUGGAAUAUGAUAGUAGGUUCAGCUAGAGAGUUUAGCUUGGCUAAGCUACCAAUUUGCCUGCCUCCAACUAAUUAUCCUUCUCAGAGCUCACUUGUAAACAAUUUUUGCGAGGCUUGACAUACAUUGGUCCAAAAACUUUUGGACACAUACAGUAAGUCGCUUAAAAUGUAUUUGCAUUGGAUAACAAAAUAUCAAACCAAGUGGCACCUGCAAACAAAUAAUGCUAAAGCUUUUGUCAGAACUAACUUCAUUUUUUGAGUCAUUUUUGCAAUGACUUGUAGUCAAUUAGUCUCCAAGCGAUUUCUAGUGGAUGUAUUGAAGGUCAGUUCCCCUCAGGUUCUCACAGGUGUCCUAUCAGAGUAACCACAGGUGUAUUAACUUUGUUAAUGUUUGAUAACCAGAAAGUGCACAAAUAAUGUGUAUCUUCAUUUUAAACAGUAUUUCUAUUGUUUUAUCAUUUAAAACAUAUCGAUCAUUUGUGAGAUUGUGUGCUUGUGCUUACCUUUAUUUAAAAAUAAUUGCCACUUCGUUUGGUAUUUUGUUAUAUAAAGCAAAUAUAUUUUUUAGGUGUGGCUAAAGCGUCCAUAUACUUUUUGGGGCCACUGUAGCUCCAACAUCCACCCCAGCCGACAUGAGAAAGGAAGAACAAUAAAUUGGCUUUUUUGCCCUUUUUGUGCCAUGACAGUGAUGCUGUAAAAAUCGAUGCAGUGCUUUCUCCAAGGACUAACACAAGGACGAACAUCACAGUUUGUUCAUAACACAGUCCAAUGAUUCGGUUUCGACUGAUGCAUUUGAUUAAUUUGAUGAUUUCUUUAUGUAAAUCAGUGUCGUGAACUGUGAUGGUUUAAACAGACUGUGAACAAUCUAUUCCAGGUUAUUCCAAUCCAUUUGAAAUGAAAGCUGACACAAUUUUUGUGAAAGACUAAUAAGAGGAGUGAAAUAUUUGCACUUAUUAAAAGGAAAGAUGAUUGAUGCAACAGACACUAUGAUUUCUGGCAACGAAGAAAAAGGAGAAAGAAUGAGAGAGGGCGAACUGGUGGCUUUUUUACUUUCGCUUCAUUUCUUUUUAAUUUUUGCGUUGAAAUUUCGAUGUUUGAGUGUGUUUGGAGUGCAGUGGCAAUUUAUUUCCUUGACGUUUUCUUUUUUUAUUUCUUUUUUUAUGGAUUUGAUAUACUUGUUUUCCUCAAGGGGUUGUUUGUUUGUUUAUUCAGUUGUUUACUGCUUUGUUUACAUCUGGGUUUCAUGUGAAGACAAGCGCUUUUGCUUUGGUUUCCAAAGUGGGGCUGCACAAAAAUUUAAAUUUACUGUGAAUUUUAAAAAAAUAUACUUGCACGCAUUUAACACAUUGAUACUAUUUUAAACAUAGCCCUUAAAUAUGUUUUCCUACUUAUAUUAUUGGCCAUACAAAAGUAAUAAAAAAUAAGAACAUACACUCAUCGACAACUUUAAGGAACACUUGUACAUCUACUUACAGUAUUCAUGCAUUUAUCAACCAAUCGUGUGGCAGCAGUGCAAUGCAUAAAAUCAUGCAGAUACGGGUCAGUUAAUGUUCACAUCAACCAUUAGAAUGGGGAAAAAAUCUCAGUGAUUUGGACCGUGGCAUAAUUUUUGGUGCCAGACGGGCUGGUUUGAGUAUUUCUGUAACUGCUGAUCUCCUGGGAUUUUCACGCUCAACAGUCUCUAGAGUUUACUCCGAAUGGUGCCAAAAACAAAAUACAUCCAGUGAGUGGCAGUUCUGUGAACGGAAACGCCUUGUUGAUGAGAGAGGUCAACGGAGAAUGGCCAGACUGGUUCUAGCUGACAGAAAGGCUACUGUAACUCAGAUAACCACUCUGUACAAUUGCAGUGAGCAGAAUAGCAUCUCUGAAUGCACAACAUGUCAAACCUUGAGGCAGAUGGGCUACAACAGUAUAAGACCACGUCAGGCAUUGCACUGCUGCCACAUGAUUGGCUGAUUAGAUAAUUACAUGAAUAAGUAGGUGAACAGGCGUACCUAAUAAAGUGGUCGGUGAGUGUAUAUUGCUUUCUAUAUGAUUUGGGGAAACAAAUACACCUGCACAGAUGUACACACACACACACACACACAUUAAACAAUGUAUUACCAAGAGAAAUAUAGGACUUAUCUAUAACUAGAAUGAAUUAUGAGUUCACAUUUAUUUAUUUAUUUGAAAGAAUCAAAUGUAUUUUAUCGAUUUGUAUUUGCCAUAACAUUAUUCUAAUUAUCCUCAACAGAUUGAACAUACUGCUUUUAUUUUAAAAGAAUUAUGAAAAUACAACAAUGCCAUAUGAUGCAAAAGUAUAUUUAAAUUAUUUAUCUUUAAAGAGAGAUUUACCAAUGACAGUAUCGGACUAUAAAAAUGUUUAAUUUCAGUGAGAUGCUUGUUGUAAAUUAGCUACAAAAAUAAUAAAAACUUAUUAUGUUAAA
Molecule: messenger RNA, 9273 nt
Organism: Myxocyprinus asiaticus (Chinese sucker)
Lineage: Eukaryota; Metazoa; Chordata; Actinopteri; Cypriniformes; Catostomidae
Product: disks large homolog 4-like
Exons: 21
Coding region: 174-2594 (806 amino acids)
Biological process (GO): chemical synaptic transmission; AMPA glutamate receptor clustering; postsynaptic neurotransmitter receptor diffusion trapping
Cellular component (GO): neuron projection; neuromuscular junction; postsynaptic density membrane
Molecular function (GO): kinase binding
Source: RefSeq, a predicted model, not a curated record